ACAUUAGACUAGAGAUCUUCUAUUAGAGGAUCUCUACGUUAGACGAUAUCAGUUUUUUUCUUUUUUUUUUUUUAAGCACAUGCGUUGCUGACACUAUUGUAUGUAUACAUAUACGCAUACGUAUAAAUUGCAUAAAUUGUGGUUGUAGUAGGCUCUGACGAUAUUGGGUGCGUUCGAAGAGACACGUAUUUGUAACAGUAACAUCACAGCUGGUGCGAUUGUUUGUUUUUCUGUUUUAUGCUUAAAAUGACUGCGUUCCGAAAUUCACCGCCAGUACUGAAAAGCUAUAGUAUACGUAACGUAAAUUUAUAGAUUUUCAAUACUUACAUUAAAUUUCGGAAUACAGCCAAUAUAUCUUAUAUUUGUAAUUGUAAAUAUACUACAUACAUAUCUGAUCUUGAAAUUUCGCGCAUUUCUGUUAGAACCAAUCGCUUAUGCGGCACCAACGUAUCACGUGAUCACGGCUCUCCUGCACAAAGCGCCACACACAUACACCCACACCCACACGCACACACUCACCCACACCCACACUCACACUCAUGAUGGCGACUGGCGUGCAGUGCGUGCACACGCCACACGCGCCAUACGGUGUAUGAUCUAGAAGGAUAAAAAUCCAAGGCGGGCGACACUGAAUGUGUCCUCUUAUAACCUCUAAAUCUUCAUUUUCGCACUUGUAUCUUCGCGAGACGAUACGAAGCGGCAAGUUAUUUGAAGUUAUUUUGCUAGCCUCACUUGGAUUCUGCACGGCCGAUCGUUCAUCUACACGAGAUUUGCCCGAGUUGUCGAUAACCACAGGUUAUACAUCCAUUAAGUGUGGGUCAUGCAGACCACUUGCAGAGUAAUGUAAUGAAUAGCUGUGGGAACUCUAAUACUAGCACGAGGCUACGUGGUUCCAAGUGCUCCGAGACUCAAGACGAGUCUAUAAAUCAGGGAGGGGAUAUAGAAAAAGAAGAUAGUGGUGUGAUAAGUAGUUACAGUGUAAAUGACUUUAAUGUACCACGCAGCACUCUGGUCAUCUGUCAGCGAAACUCCAACUACUCUUCAGAUCACGGCUUUGGUAGAUUUAAGCCAAGACUCAGUGGUGUUCCAAGAAAUGAAUUUCGAAUGGCACGUGGUGGCAGCUCUGCAGAUCGUGUCAGAGGUGCAACACGCGGUAGGGCUUUUAAAAAGACCCUUAAUGAUCGCGAAUCAAAUUCAGAGUCUAGCUAUCACUCUACAUCUAGACCCAAGUUUCAAGAAUCGUUGAAAAAUCAUGAGAAUGCGCAGGGCAAGUACUACGAUGAUAAAAGAAUAAAUGAGGACUCGAGAAUUUCCAAGCUUUUGCGGCGAUUGUGUCGCGAGGAUGAUUACGAUCAUCUUAUGGUGCUUUGCAAGCAGGUACAGGAAGGUAUCGUCGCACCUGAAAAUCAACGAUAUAUACGACGAAAUUUGGAGAGUAUCUGUGAAAAUCUGUUGGAUUUUUUACACUCUGGUCCUAGUCAGGAGGCAAGGCAACAGGUUGCAAAAUGUUUGGGUCGUAUUGGAUACGUAGUAGAACAAGAUUUUAAAAGAUAUAUGGAUUGGAUCUUUAGCAAAUACUUAUUGGAACAUACAGAUGACGUGAAAUGUCUAUUAAUGAAAUCGCUUAUCGAGACGCUCAAGAUGGACUCUGAAACAUCUAAAUUGAAGGAAUUCUCCGUGCCAAUGAUGUCUCAAUUACAGUCAAUAUUGGAAAAUGUUGAUAGAGCAGAUUUAUUGAUGGCAACUGUGGAUGCUAUAUUACUCGUCAUAGAUUCCUAUCCGGAGACAUUUACGACUCACUUCCGCGAUACCGUGGACAUACUCGUGGGUUGGCACAUCGAUUCCACGCAACAAAAGUCAGUUGUCGUUUACGCGAGUCGAUGUUUACAAAAGUUGCGCUCAUUCUGGAUAGCGGAUCUGCAGUUUACUCUGACAUUAUUAGGCCAAUUCUUGGAGGAUAUGGAGAGUUACGACGAAGAAUUAAAUUCGCCCGAAUCCGGACGUGCUUCGCCCGGCGACGACGGAUCCCCAACACCGAGAGAAUGUAUCCUGCGAAUCACGUCAUUAAUAUCUGUCUUUAAUACAGUAACCAAGAGCAUAGCCGAGCAUUUAAAUCCAAAUCUUGCGCCCAACGUACAGUGGUCUUUUUUAACAAAUUGUUUGUCCAAGAUGCUUAAAACCGUUGUUAAAGCUAUCGAAUUGGAAGAAGAGAAUGACACUUGGCCCAAAAUAUCUAAUAACAUGGAAAACUUGGUUAAAUAUGUAAAAGAUAUGAGCUCGUCGCAAAAACAUGUUGAAAUACUUUCCAAGCAUUUCAGUAAAGACGAGAUUACCGAGGAAAAUCUUAUUAAGAUGAUCAAGUUACUGACUAUAAAUAAGAGAAACGAUAAGAAGAAUUCCAAGGUAGCUUCCGACAAGGGAAAUACUCUGUCCAAGGAAAAAGGGCAGGUACUGAUGAACGUAUUGCGAUCGAUGGAACCGAGAGUUAAACAGAUUGAAAAUUUGUCGGAAGAGAAGGAAGAAUUGAUUGUAGUCGCGAACGAAUGCGCCUUCUUGCUCCUCGGUUAUCUUCAGAGUCGUGUAGCAAAGAAUCAUGAGCUUCUCUAUAAAUUUAUCCAUCUUCAAUUACAGAGAGUCAACAUCUUUUGGGACGAUACUAUUAUUUCGAUGUUGACUAUCAUAUCAAAAAUAAUAAAGGAGGUAUCCGCGAAUCUGCCACUAGAGUUGGUGCACACGUUACUCGGCAAGAAUUCCGCGCUGCUAAAAUUGAGAUUCCGAAAUUCUAUUCCUAUUCAAAAUGCAAGUCUGGGAGUAUAUCACAGCCUUCUGAGCCUGAAGAAUAUUCCGUUAUUGCAGGAAUCUUAUCGUUAUAUACUAGCGGAUUUGGAGAUUGCUUACAGAUUCGUACUACCUGACAUGGAUAUCUUGGUUGUGGACAAUCCGUUGAACGAUUUGAGAUACACCAAGAGCGACGUUGAGAUUGUGGUUACGUUCAUCUUACGCGCGCUUUCGGACAUAGCAAACGCGAGCAAUUCCAUCAUCGGAAUGUGGGCUCUGAAGCCGAGCAUAUUGGAACUUGUCGCAGUCAAGUUAAAACCAUACGACAAUACGCUGUCAAUGGCGAGUCCGUUUUUGCAAUAUAACGUUCUCUAUUUGCUCUAUGCGCACUGUUCCAGGUACAAUCACUUCGUUCCAAGCUCCAGCUUGAUAACGGGUACUACCGCUUGUCGCCCGAUGGAUAUGUUUCCCGGAACGUUGGAUGUACCCGCCACGUCACCAGCCAGCGGUCAUUUGUCUAUAAUUCUCAAUUUAAUAGCAAAGACGUACAACAAGAAUACGCCUGCGUGCACUUUGCUCCUUUUGUCCACUUGGUUGCAAGAGAUUUGCGUACAAUCUGAAAAAUAUAUCGGAAUCUUGAGCGAAACGCAGGAGUGCCAAAGCAUCAUUUCGAGUUUAAUCAAUUGCGGCGCUACGACCAAUGACGAUGUUGCGAACGCGGCGUGCAAUCUCUUGGAAAUGUUAAUGACUGCGAAGAAUGUGGUUUGGAAGCAAGAGACCUACUCGAGUAUCGUCGAUCUGGCGACGUUGCAUUUGACCUCGUGUAACAAGACUAUCCGCGAAAAGUACGGCGCGCUGUUAAUGUGUAUGCCCAUCAACAUUGUUAUACCCAAAUUAAAUAAACAGUAUUUAUUCUCAGAUACUAAGAAGGUACGGGAGAUUGUGAUCUAUUCGACGGAAUCGUUGAUUCUCGCUCAAAGAUUGCACAUGCGAGGUAAUAACAAUGGAGAAUUAUUGGCGCAACAUUUUAAAACGUACAUGGCGUUUCUACUGCAAGAACAUUAUCUCGACGCAUCCGGGUUGUCGGAGAUGUUUACUUUGUGCUGGCCAGCCGUACCGGAGAACGGAACUACGGCGAGGAUGUAUGAUUUGGCGUUGGCAAAUUGUUCCUUCCUGUUUUUCUGGAGUGGUUUCGAGGCGGCGCAGCACUGCGUCCUCAACAAGCUUCGCACUUCUCUGGGAAAGCCGCAGGACACGUUCACGUCGAUUGAGAGUGCCCUGAAAAUACUGGCUCGCGAGAUAUCGUGUCAUAGCAACGGAGUGGAAAAGGACGUGGUGAGGAAGGAGAGGCAGGGAUUAGAUCGCAUCUUGCACGAGCAUACGCGAGUGCGGCUCUUGAUCGAGUUUUUGGAACAUCUGGAGAGGGUGAUUCACAACGCGGCCGACGGUUGCGCGAUGGCGCUCCUGCCACUGUCAAAACCAGUAAGGACCUUUUUUCAUACAAACAAGUCGACGUGCAAGGAAUGGCUGAAUCGCAUACGAUUAGCCCUGUGCGUGGUCUCGUUGCACUCGGGCCUGGCGACGAGUGCGCUGCGAAACGGUCAGAGGUUACUCGAGGAUUUGAGCAAUGCCGAUAAUACGCAAGGCAUCGAGUUUGAAAGGGCAACACUGUGGACGGCACAGGCGAUGGUUGCGCUUGGCGAAGCGGAAGCGUUGCAGGGGCUCUACGUGUACACCAAGAACAAGGAUAGACAAUUUUCGUGGCUGAAGGCGGCGAUGGAGGAGGCCGCCGGGCGUUACGAGUCAGCGGUGGAUGCCUACAAACAGAUGAUUGACGAACACGUUCGCGUUAAAGCGACGAGCGACGACGAGUGCGGCGGCGGCGGCGGCAGCGGCAGCGGCCGAUCUGCGAGACUCGAGAGCGACAAUCAAGUGUUGGGCUUCUGCAUGCAAAGACUCUCCAAUUGUUAUAAAGCGGUCAGCGAUUGGUCUGGAUUAGUCGAGUGGAAAUCACGGGAGAACGAGAUGCUACGGCAGGAUAGUCACGCCGUCCUGAGAAGGCAAAUGAUGGAGAAUAUCGUUCAGCAGCAGGCGGAUUGCUUGAAAAAGUUUGAGAAAGGUGAAUUGAUCUCCUUGGACGAGUUGACUAAUUGGAAUCUGCUGGACGAGGAGAAGAAAAGUAAUUGGAGCUGCGCGAAACAGCUGGUUGCGUGCAGCAACAGUUUGACGAACGUUGCUCUGAGGAUACGCUUCAAUGAAUUCGACGAUUCGACGUUCGACGACAGCGUUAUCGAAAGAUGUCAAAAGGUCGCGGCCAAAAUGAUGCAGGACGGAUUGCGAAAUGUACCGUCUGAGUAUCUCAGCGAUGCUAUAUUACUUCAGUAUUCCGCGACGGGGCUGAAGAAUCUAUCGCGCGGCAAGAAGGUUGAGAGGAACGUUUUCGAGUUGUACAAGAUCGAUAAAGUCAAUAAUAUCAACUCGAACAUUUUGACGCAAGUCUUGUGGUGGUCCGAGUAUCUGGAUCAAGCGUGCGACAGUAGUUCCACGGAGGUGGACGGUCUACGAUUACACGUUGUUAGAACAGCUAGGAAAGAGGGCAAUUUUAAUUUAGCGAAACGAGAGAUGGUGAAAUAUUUGAAAUCAGAGCGGGACUCGAUCCGACUGAAUAUUCCGACCAGUUGCACUUUUACCGAGAUCACGAGCGGCAUGCUGAAUAACGGGCUAGUCGACGUGAAAUGGACCAAGAGUAGUAUGCGCGCGUUCAGAGAAAUGUCGAAAUUACUGUACGACAUGGAGAAGGCGAACGAGGCAUUGAAGAUGUGCUGCGUGACCGCGUUGGGAAUCUCGCGAGCGAUCGUUAGCGGCGAGCAGUCCGCCGAUUUACGGGAAACGGGAACCAAGCUCUUGCUCACUCUGGCCAAGUGGAUACAACAAGACGCAAAUGUGAAGGAGAAUCCCCAACUAGAGGAAUUGCUCAGAUUCGAAGCUAUGCACAACGAUGGCUUGAUGGACAAGCUGUUUGGCGAGACGAUCGACCUGAUUCCUACGUCGGAUAUGAUAAUCGGUAAAUUGAUGCAGCUCGGUGUGAAUCAGUGUCCUGAUUUACCGCGCGCCUGGUCCAGCUUUGCCGCAUGGUGCUACAAGUGGGGCCGGAAGAUCGUGGACAACUCCAAUUCUGGUCAAUUGACGGAUACCGACCGUAUAAACAUACAGUCCUUAUUGCCGAUGGAUAUAGCCGAGACCGAUCUCGACACUAUUUUCUCUAUACUGAGCCAGAACAAGACGAUACCCGAGGACGAGGGCGAUAUCGAUAUCAACGACAUAAACACAUCCGACAUGAUAGAGAGUCAAUUGAGGAACGUGUCGGUCCUGAGUCACGCCACUAACGAACAUCUCGGAAUGCUGGUCGACAUUUGGCGUCAGGCGCAGAAGAGAAUCUACUCGUAUUACGAGCUUUCGGCGAACGCCUACUUUAAGUAUUUACAAUUGGCGAAUAACGAUAGCAACGAGUGUGACACCAUCACGGCGACGUUGAGAUUACUGCGACUUGUGGUGAAGCACGCUCUGGAGUUACAAAACGUGCUCGAGGCCGGUCUCUCGACGACACCGACCGCGCCAUGGAAAGAGAUUAUACCGCAAUUGUUCUCGAGGCUCAGUCAUCCCGAGGCGUACGUGAGAACACAGGUAUCCGAGUUGUUGUGCCGAGUGGCCGAGAAUUCGCCGCAUUUGAUCACGUUCCCAGCCGUGGUGGGUGCGGUAUCCGGUAACCAGAAAAAGAUGUACGACAAGGUCGUUUACGAGAAGCCGGACGAUAACGAUAGCUCGCAGAACGAUAUGGACUUGAACGCUGUCGCGGAGGAGCAAGAAGAUGAGGAAAACGGGCAGGAGGAGGAAGAGGAAGAACAAGAGCAUGAGGAGGAGGAGGAGGUGAAUGAGGAUGAGGAUGAGGAUGAGGAUGAGGAUGAGGAUGAGGAUGAGGAUGAGGAUGAGGAGAGGGAAGAGGAGGGGGAGGAAAAUAAAAAGACGAAAAAGAAGAAAAAGGAGAAGAAUGUGGACGAAGAGGAGAUGGCAGCGGAAGCAAUAACCGUGUACAAUAACGAACACGAGAGUUUCAUGGAUUCCUAUUUUUCGCAGUUGGUCGAUUGUCUCUCGAGUCGCAUUCAGGAUUCGGUGGUUCAAGCGAAGGUGCUAGUGAGGGAACUCCGACGAAUCACGUUGCUGUGGGAUGAACUGUGGCUGGCGACAUUGUGCCAACAUCACGCGGAAAUUACCAAACGAUUCGAACAACUGGAGAUUGAGAUUCAGCGGGUGCAGGACAAUGUCUGGCUUACGUCCGAAGAAAAGGAUAAAUUGAUCGCGGAGAAGCAUAGGAUCAUUUUGAAACCGAUUACGUUUAUAUUGGAGAAUCUGCUGUCUAUGACGUCUGUACCUGCUGAGACACCGCAUGAGAAAACCUUUCAGGAGAAGUUUGGUGCUUCCAUAGAGGAGGUGAUAAAUCGACUCAACAAUCCCAAGAAUCCGGCAAAGCCCCAAGUGGCCAGUUUGGCCUUGAAACACUUGGAAAGCAAGUUGGCGCAACGGGUGCACCGACGAGCCGCUUACUCUUUGUCAAUGAUGGACAUCAGUCCUGUUCUGGCCAAUAUGAAGGACACCUGCAUCGCUAUGCCAGGCGUCGCUACCAUGGGCGUCGAUAACAGGAUCGUCACCAUCAUGUCGGUGGACAAUAACGUUCAGAUUCUACCGACGAAGACAAAGCCUAAAAAGCUGAUAUUCCAUGGAUCCGACGGACACGUUUAUACGUAUUUGUUUAAGGGACUGGAGGAUUUGCAUCUGGACGAGAGGAUAAUGCAAUUUCUUAGCAUAUGUAAUACCAUGAUGUCGAAGAAUAGCGAUACCAAGGUUUACAGGGCACGGCACUAUUCGGUGAUCCCGUUGGGUCCUAGAUCUGGUCUUAUUCAGUGGGUCGAUGGCGUGACGCCAUUGUUUAUACUUUACAAACGAUGGCAGCAGCGCGAGUGCGCUGUGUCCAGUAAGACCGGUGGUGGCAAUUCUGCGAUUAUGCGACCGUCAGAAUUGUUUUACAACAAGCUGACACCGUUGCUGAAAGAGUGCGGGAUUGGUUUGGAGAAUCGGAAAGAGUGGCCUAUUCACGUGCUGAAAAAAGUAUUGGAGGAAUUAAUGAGGGAGACUCCAAAGGAUCUACUAGCCAAAGAGAUUUGGUGCAACAGCAUAAACGCCGGCAGCUGGUGGCAAGCUACCAAAAAUUAUUCGUAUUCCGUCGCGGUAAUGUCCAUCAUUGGCUACAUCAUAGGUUUAGGUGACAGGCAUUUGGAUAAUGUUCUCGUCGACCUUAACACUGGUGAAGUUGUGCACAUCGAUUACAACGUAUGCUUCGAGAAAGGAAAAACUCUGCGCGUCCCGGAAAAGGUGCCGUUUCGCAUGACGCCAAAUAUUAAGACUGCUCUAGGAGUAACCGGAGUCGAGGGUAUAUUUAGGUUCGCUUCCGAGCAUACUCUAAGAGUGAUGCGUAGAGGUCGCGAGACGCUCUUGACCUUGCUGGAGGCGUUCGUAUAUGAUCCUUUGGUAGAUUGGCGGGCGGGUGCAGACACCAGUAUAGCGAGUUACGGCGCUUGCCAGGCCAGAGCGAGGUGCACCGGCGUUGGAAGGAAACAACUCGAGCAGGAGCUCACCCGUGCAAUGUUUGCAGUGAGAACAGCGGAGAUGCGCGCCGAAUGGUUGACUAAUCGAGAUGAAUUGGCUAGAACCUUGCCGUUGCUGUGCCAUCACUUGAACAGCUGGAUCGAGGCGACCGAGGCGUCGCGUCAGUGCCAGGAUUUACUGCAGGAUCGACAUCAGCAGCUCGCGCUAGUGAAGGAGGCGCAGGCGAUGGGUCGAAAUCACGCGUUAUAUUCGGUAGUGAAACGAUACAAUUCGUUCAAACGAGCGCGUGAUUCUCACGAGAAAGCAAAGACAGGCCUGAGGGAGAAGAUAGAGGAGUGCGAGAAACAGAUCAAUAUGCACAAUAUCGCGUUGGCCGCGGUGCGAGGACCUCAGCUAGGACAGUGGUUAGCGGAACUGGGAACCUUGACCAAUCAACAAGAUCACGUGGUAUUCGACCUUGUGAAAGAGUUCUUGCAGAACGCUGGACAAAGUCAAAUGAUAUUGCAAUGCGAACAGUCGGAAAACGAACUCACGCAAUUGGCCACCGACCAGGCCUUCUCCAUAAGCAAAUGUUUAGAGCUGUUGAGCCAAUAUUCCGCCAUCUGCAGCCUGUACCCUCUCAGCAGUCUGUCGCAACAUCGCGCUGUGCUCUAUCACGCUUGGGCGAACGAGCUGUUGGCCUCGGGCACCGUUGAAGCGUGCCACGAGGUCAUGGCGCGGUUCGAAGCGAGUCUAAAUCCAAUCAAUCCGAACAAUCCGCAAGUUCAGCAGAUAAUAACCCUCUCCUAUCAGCUGGAGGCGAUCUUGAACGAGUACAGCGAGAGAUACAAGAAAGCUUACGAGAGGACGGUAUCCGAAGGCUUGCCGGAAGCCGGUAAUAGAAUUGAGAAGGCGUACACCGAGUCGAGGGCACAAAUUAUGGGACUCGUGCGACGAGAGAAAGGCGCGGAGAGGGCGCUCGAAUGCGUCAACAUCACCGCACUGUGCGCCUUGAACCAACGAUACCUGAUGAUGGAGGGCGCCGCCAAAUGCGCUGGAGAUUGCUUGGUGGAUCUUACGUCCCGCGAGGGGGACUGGUUUCUAGACGAGAUGCGUCUCAUGUCUUCGUUGAUCGCCGAGUUGGUCACACUGAUACCCGAGAGCCAUAAGACCAACAACGAUCCCAAAAUCGCCCUUAUACUCAAAUGCCUCAAGAGCGCCGAUUGCAUCUACAAGGGUCUGCAGGAGCUUAACUACAACUUCCAGACCAUUAUAUUGCCGGAAGCGAUCAAGACUAUUGUCACGGAGGAGCCGAGCGUCACGCGAAUGAUAAGCGAGCUCGGUGAAAUCAUCGUGCUAACUGGAAUACCGCUCGGUGAUAUUCUGGCGCAACUCGAGAUGCAUCUCCGAUUUACUGUCAUGGAAAUGGAAAGCCCCCACGCGGUAGUACAGAGUAUAGUGACCAACAUGAGAUUACGUUUCGAGGCGUUAUUGUCGCGACAGGCGGAAGUUCAGGACUUGAAUCAGGAGGAGACUUUGACGCCGGGCCAGAUGUUGCUGAUGGGUUUUAACGGUCUAUUUGAGAAACUGCAAAUGGAAGGUAACUCCUUGGUGGCUACUCUGAGUUCCUUGGACAUUCCGAUGAAUUGGAAGAAGAUCGAUCAGAUACGCGAGGCCAAGGAGAUGUCGGCGCCCAUCUUCAACAAGGCGGCCCGACAAGUUCUCGAAGACAUAUUUCUGAUCAAGAGAUUGCACACUAUACAAGAGUUCUUCAUGAUGUGCAGGGACAUCGCUACCGCGUUCAAGGGCGGAUUGGCGAAUGUAUACGACGACGAACGGCUCAACAAGCCCGUCCGCGUGUUCACGGCCGAUUACGUUUCGAGGCAGUUGCUCGGGGUAACGUCGCAGACGUUGGGGAUUGCCUUGUGUUUCCUGCUGCAACGAAUGGGUCUGAAUGUAACUACAGAGAUCGAGCAAAGAGACAUUGGGGCGGAAAGCAAGGUCUCUCUCGAGGAGCUCUGUCGGAAGAUGGUGGAUCUAUGCUUGAAGAGGGGCUUGUUCUCAGGCUCGGUCUUGACGCAAGCGGGCGCGUUGAGUAGCACUUUAGAGAGCGCCUGGCGACGAAAGCAGGCUGCCAGAUUGGCGCAGCAGAGCGCCGAGGUAGCCAGGGUCAGUCUUCAGAGACUUCAACUUCAACAGACGGCUUAUCAUUGGCUGCACGAAGAUAUCCUGAUGAUGAGGCCCAACAUAAGUUCAAUUAAUCCAAUGAACCCGAUGAAUCCGAUGCAUCCCAUGAAUCGCUUAAAUCGUUCUACCUUCAUGCUGGAAUUACGAAAGAAGGCAGCAAAACUAUCCAACUUACAGUCGCGAGUGUGCGAGGCACGCGAGCAACAACAGAAUCUCGUUUCGAGUGCUAUACAACGUCUUAAGUGGGCCGCCGGUGCCAAUCCAGCCCUGGGCGAAGUCAUGUCCGCGUUUGACAACGCGGUAUUGUCAUCGUGCGAUAAAUUGACCAGGCAACAUAAUCUAGCCGUGAUGGUGGUGAAUACGUGCAAUUCUAUAUUGCACUACGAGGCUCUGAGAACCAGGACGUCGGAGAGUGUGACACACGAUGCCAACUUGGCGAAAUUGAUCAAGCACUGGGAGGAAAGCUGCGUACUGACGGUCAAUCUGAACAUCACUGUUACCAUGACAGAGGAAAGUCUCGUACAGCUGCUACAGCUCGAGAAUAACGUAGACGCCACGUGGUUGAAGCAGGCUGAGAAAAUCGUGUCCGAGGCGAUAAUUGAUACUCAGAAAAAGCUGCAGGAGAGACAGGAAGCUCUCUUCACCACCGAGGACUAUUUGAGAGAACGGGUGAGGAAUCUGCAGAACGUACUCGCCGAGCAUCACCGACUAAUGUCGGACAUUCGAGCGUUGCUAAAGACAAUGGCCAAGCAAGAGAACAUUGAUGGUCUGCAGGACUUUUUGUUCGCCUAUCGAUCCUUUACGGAGAACAUUUCGGCAAUAGUGAAGGAAUUGGAGGCCGAGAAUUUUGACUCGGCUCGCGGCAUGGUGAUGAAGAAAGAAUUGGAAGCGAUGGCGACUAAAGUGCCCAGCCUGUACAAUAGAUUGUUGGAGUUUGCGAGCGGACGCAAGCUGAAUUCGACCAAGUCCGCGGGCAAUCUGCCAAAGAGGAGGAGGAAGAGGAAGAAGGGUAAACUGAUGCGCCAGGACAGCGUAUACUUGAGCCCGAAAAAGGGGACGCCGUUGGCCAGAGAUCCGACCACGGGCAAGGCUGUGCAAGAGCGGAACGCCUACGCGCUGAACGUGUGGCGCCGCGUGCGUAUGAAACUGGAGGGCCGCGAUCCGCAACCGUCGCGCAAGUACAGCACGGCCGAACAGGUGGAGUACGUGAUACGUGAAGCGCUGAGCAACGAUAAUCUGGCCUUGUUGUACGAGGGCUGGACACCGUGGGUCUGAACGAACGACGGCUGGCGCUCGCGCGCCCCGAUGGCUCGACACUCGUCUCACACGGUACUUCAAUUCGUACCGUCAUACCUGCGUCGUCCUACGUCGCCGUAGGAGGCAAAACACUCCGCUCUCGAAACCAGCUGAUGGAGUGUUCAGUAAAAACGUCAUCCGGGAAAUAAGUCGGUUUUACAGCUCGAUCACGGAUCGAUCUUUCCGACGCGACAAUUGAAAAUCCACUGUGCCGAGUGCUGAUUCUAUAGUUAUCUCAAGAAAUGAGGUUGACGCGCGCGCGUCUACGAUCUGUUACACUUGAGGAUAACGAGUGUAUCUUUCUUUUCUUUUAAGGGGAACGAGAAUCACGAGCAUGUACGAUGUCAACGAAUGACCGCAGAGUAAAUAGUAUUAUUCUUUUGGAAGUCACAAAUUUUUUGGGGUAAAUGUAGAAUCGGUCACGUAUCUUUACGCUAACAGUGUAGUCGCGAGAAGUUCGGCUGACGAUAUUGACGGAAAGUCUGAUAAUGAUGAUAAUGACGAUGACGAUGAUGAUGAUGAUAAUGAUAAUAAUAAUAAUAAUAAUAAUGACGAUGACGAUGACGAUGACGAUGACGAUGACGAUGACGAUGACGAUGACGAUGACGAU
Solenopsis invicta (red fire ant) is the source of this 12511-nucleotide messenger RNA. RefSeq names its product serine/threonine-protein kinase SMG1 (gene nonC). Gene Ontology annotation, biological process: phosphorylation; nuclear-transcribed mRNA catabolic process, nonsense-mediated decay. Bases 847 to 11880 code for a protein of 3677 amino acids. The record is from RefSeq and is a predicted model, not a curated record. NCBI's taxonomy places the organism in Eukaryota, Metazoa, Arthropoda, Insecta, Hymenoptera, Formicidae. Gene Ontology annotation, molecular function: protein binding; protein serine/threonine kinase activity. Gene Ontology annotation, cellular component: nucleus. The transcript has 16 exons.